AUGUUCGCCGCUCGCAGCUCUUUCAACCUCUUCCAGAAGCGCGCCUUCUCGGCCUCCGCUCGUCAGGCCUCCAAGGUCACCGUUCUCGGUGCCGGUGGUGGCAUUGGCCAGCCUCUGUCCCUCCUGCUCAAGCUGAACCCCCGUGUCACUGAGCUCUCCCUCUAUGAUAUCCGUGGUGGCCCUGGUGUCGCUGCUGAUCUGAGCCACAUCAACACCAACAGCACCGUCUCUGGCUUCGACCCCACCCCCACCGGCCUGCGCGAUGCUCUCAAGGGCUCUGAGAUCGUCCUCAUCCCCGCUGGUGUCCCUCGCAAGCCCGGCAUGACCCGUGACGACCUCUUCAACACCAACGCCUCCAUCGUCCGCGACCUGGCCAAGGCCGCCGCUGAGGCUUCCCCUGAGGCCAACAUCCUGGUCAUCUCCAACCCCGUCAACUCGACCGUCCCCAUCGUCUCCGAGGUCUUCAAGGCCCGUGGCGUCUACAACCCCCAGCGUCUGUUCGGUGUCACCACCCUGGACGUUGUCCGUGCCUCGCGCUUCAUCUCCCAGGUCCAGAAGACCAACCCCGCCAACGAGGCCGUCCCCGUUGUCGGCGGUCACUCCGGUGUGACCAUCGUUCCCCUGCUGUCGCAGUCCAACCACGCCAGCAUUGAGGGCGAGACCCGCGACCAGCUCGUCAACCGCAUCCAGUUCGGCGGUGACGAGGUCGUCAAGGCCAAGGACGGUGCCGGUUCCGCCACCCUCUCCAUGGCCAUGGCCGGUGCCCGCUUCGCCGAGUCCCUCCUCCGCGCCGCCCAGGGCGAGAAGGGUGUCAUCGAGCCCACCUUCGUCGACAGCCCCCUGUACAAGGACCAGGGCGUUGACUUCUUCGCCUCCCGCGUCGAGCUCGGCCCCAACGGUGCCGAGAAGAUCCUCCCCGUCGGCCAGAUCAACGCCUACGAGGAGAAGCUCCUCGAGGCCUGCCUGGGUGACCUCAAGAAGAACAUCCAGAAGGGUGUCGACUUCGUCAAGGCCAACCCUUAAAUCAUUUAAUUGAUUUUUGGCUUUGACUCUGCAGCUUUCCUUCCUCCCUGUAUAACAAUCUGUGUCUAUAUCUCCCUCUACCUUCUCCCUUUCCAUUUGUAUUCCAUACGUGACAUGUAUUGGUUUGACCUCGGAGGAAAUGCAGCUGCAGUGAUCUGAACAUGUGGAGGUGGGACCUGUAUUUUCCUCGGCAG
This is a messenger RNA of Aspergillus campestris IBT 28561, 1217 nucleotides long. Its product is annotated as malate dehydrogenase. Gene Ontology annotation, cellular component: cytoplasm; mitochondrion. Gene Ontology annotation, biological process: malate metabolic process; tricarboxylic acid cycle. Lineage: Eukaryota; Fungi; Ascomycota; Eurotiomycetes; Eurotiales; Aspergillaceae. Gene Ontology annotation, molecular function: L-malate dehydrogenase (NAD+) activity. The transcript is spliced from 5 exons. The record is from RefSeq and is a predicted model, not a curated record. The coding region runs from base 1 to 1023 and encodes 340 amino acids.